Molecule: messenger RNA, 1476 nt
Organism: Scatophagus argus
Lineage: Eukaryota; Metazoa; Chordata; Actinopteri; Scatophagidae
Gene: cutc
Product: cutC copper transporter homolog (E. coli)
Exons: 9
Coding region: 170-931 (253 amino acids)
Molecular function (GO): copper ion binding
Source: RefSeq, a predicted model, not a curated record
CACCGCCCAUCCGCCAAAGCGCGUGUUAGAAACUCAACUACCCGGAAAACAGUGACCCACUGGCAGGCUAUAGGAGCUGUAGUAACCCAAACAACAUGUUCAUAUCGCUUCCAAUCGACUGAUAAUCGUCCCAUGAAUCGAUCGGAAGUGGAUUUGACAGACUGUCAGUAUGGCAGAGGGCUUUCUAUUGGAGGUGUGUGUGGACUCCGUGGAGUCUGCUGUCAAUGCUGAACGAGGAGGUGCAGGUCGACUUGAACUGUGCUCUAGUCUUCUGGAGGGGGGGUUGACUCCCAGUCUAGGUCUGCUGCAGGUAGUGAAGCAAUACGUCAAAAUUCCAGUCUAUGUGAUGAUACGGCCUCGUGGGGGAGAUUUUCUCUACUCAGACCAGGAGGUGGAGGUGAUGAGGAAGGACUUAGAGCUGAUGAAGGGCCAUGGAGCUGAUGGACUAGUGUUGGGAGCCCUGACAGAAGAUGGACGAGUGGACGCAGAGCUCUGUAUGGAGUUACUGGCUGCUGCUCGACCUUUGCCUGUCACCUUCCACCGAGCUUUCGACAUGGUUCAUGACCCUGUUGUUGCUCUGGAGACUCUGGUAUCAUUAGGGUUCGAGCGUGUGUUGACAAGUGGCUGUGACACCUCGGUUUUGGAGGGGCUUCCUCUCAUUAAACGGCUCAUUGAUCAAGUAUGUGCUAAAGGGCGAAUUGUCAUCAUGCCAGGAGGGGGCAUCACAGAGAGGAACCUGCAGAGAAUUUUAGAGGGGUCAGGGGCUCAAGAGUUUCACUGCUCGGCCCGCUCCAGUAAGGAUUCUGCCAUGAAAUUCAGGAACACCUGUGUGACAAUGGGAGCUGCUUUCUCUGCACCAGAGUACGGCCUGAAGGUGGCAGAUGUGAGCAAAGUGCGCACUCUUAAUGCAAUAGCCAGAAACACCUUGUGAAUUGGUACUGGAUAAUCAUGACGGACACCAAAACAGAUACCUCAGAAAUGAGUAAUGAUUUUGAUAUGUCAUCAUUUAUUUUCACAAAAGCCCAGAAUAAGGAGACAGACUUUUGCUUUUCUAUUUUUUUGUUUUAUCACUGGUCCUGGUAAAGUGUGAGCUCAGGAACAGCCCUACAGCCUACUGUGAUUUUCAGUUUAUUAAAGCUAUUGGACAGUGGAGAGCAAUGAAUAAUUUGCAUUUAUUCAUUAUUAUACAUAUAUGUGGCUUCAGUAAAUUUAAUACUUCAAUAUUAAAUCAGUUGCUAAAUGAAAAUGACUGUAUUCUUAAAGCGAAGUAAAAGCACUGCUCCGUGCUGCUGCUGUUUUCAGAACAGUAGCCAGUUGCCAUAUAGUUAACCUGUAUUUGUUUACAACACUCCCAACCUGUAGUGGAAGAAGACACAAAGCUGUGACUGCCCGUACUAUUCUUUUACAAGGACAAAAACAUUGUGACUUGAUUUAGUUUGUUUAGAAUUUAAUAAAAAAAAAAACAUAAGCAAUGAA